AUACGCGGUCACAGGCAUCCUUUGACCUACAGUCUACCAGCAUGCCGUUCCUGGACAAAUUUCCUCUGCACCUCUGUGUCAGUGUUGUUUGUGUUUUGUGCUUCGCGGACCACAUCGACGCUGAAAACCCUCGUGUAAACACCACGUCCGGUGCGGUGGAGGGGUUUGUCAAAACCGUGAAGCUAGAAGGGAACCGAACCGUGGACCUCAACGUUUUUCUAGGAAUUCCCUACGCCGAGCCUCCGGUCGGCAAACUCCGGCUAAGAAGAACGGUCACUAAGGUCCCGAUACCAGGAGUUUUCAACGCCACGAACUUUGGUCCUAUAUGUCCUCAGCCUUCUGGGUGGCCUAACAAUUUUGCCAUGAAGGAAGACUGUCUUGUCCUGAAUAUCUAUGCUCCUAGUAACGCUUCUGACGAUGAUCCAAGAUCCACCAUGGUUUGGAUCCAUGGGGGGUCAUAUAUCACUGGCACUGGAAACCUCUACGACGGCACCCUGAUGUCCGCGCUAGGAGAUGUUGUUGUUGUAACCAUCAACUAUCGCCUGGGUGUGCUGGGAUAUUUUUCCACAGAGGACACCCAUUCGCCUGGUAACUAUGGCGCAUAUGAUCAACAGAUGGCGCUGUUGUGGGUUAUAAACAACAUCCAAAACUUUGGCGGAAAUCGUUCCAACAUCACGGUCAUGGGGGAGUCCGCUGGGGCAUCAAGCGUGUCCCUGUUGACCCUCAAUAGUCCCACCAACGUCCUGUUCAAGCGAGUCAUCGUGGAGAGCGGGACGGCUCUGGCGAACUGGGCAAUGGUGAAGAAUCCGAAAGAGAAGGCGAAGAUUUACGCGGCAUAUGCCCAGUGUCCCCAGGAAUCCCAGCCACUCGUGGACUGCGUGAGGAACAUGUCGGUAGCCGACAUCAUCAAGUACCAAGCCCAGAUGGACGCUAUGAGGGCUACCUACGGCGGAUUGUCCUUCGGGCCGGUGGUGGACCACCAGUUCUUCCUGUACAGCCCAGAGGAGAUAGCAAAGGGUAAAACAACACCGGAAUACCUGGACAAAUUCAGGCAAAUUGACCAUCUGGUGGGGACGAAUAGUCAGGAAGGGGCGUGGAUCUACGACUUGCGAAUGGCACCGUACCGUCAGAAGCUACACAUCAAUGAUUCCGUCAUUGGGUUACCUAAGAAUGUCUUCAUCGACAUGGUCAAUCGGAGUGCCUACGAUUUGCUUCCCGCCCAUGCUCAACAGCUCCUACCCGCUCUGGAGUACAAGUACACGGAUUUCCGCCACCCCGACGACGGAAUGGGCCGAGCAAUUAAGUUUAUAGACGCCCUGACGGAUAGUGUCUUCUACUCGGGGAUAGUUCCUCUGGCCCAGCUACAUGCGCGUCUUGUCAACGCCUCUUCCAGCCCGGUGGACGGCGGCAGCACUUACUUCUACCUCUUUGAUCACCGUGGUAGCUGGAGAACACACGAACCCUGGCGGACUGGAGCGGAUCACGGAGACGAGGUGUGGUUUGUGUUCGGCUAUCCGAUGACCCUCCCCACCAGCCCACCCGAAGAGAAAGCUCUGUCCCUAGCAACCAUAAGAUUCUGGACGAACUUCGCCAAAACAGGAAAUCCCAACACACCGGAAGAUCCGAUGUACUCGACGGGAUGGCCCAAGUAUGAGAUCGGUGUAGAAAAGUAUAUCCGGCUUUCCGCAGAUAUUGAAUCCGGGCCUUUGAAUGGUUCAAAACUAGCAGCGGAUCGAGUUGCGUUCUGGACGGACUUCCUGCCCAAAUUCUCGGCCUCGUUUCCAACAGCAACGCCUUGUCCAUCAGCACCGAAAUGCACUGGAGCCGCUACAACUGUUGUUGUUUCAGAAGUACUUGUGUUGUUGUUGAUCAGUUUAACACUCAUACCAUUGUUCAGAAGAGAACGUCUUCUGUCUGCCAUUUUGUCAGACUCUGCAAGAUUUCCUCUUUUGGCUCAACAGUCUGGAGAAUCUGCAGAUUAUCAAAAUGUUUCUGAGACAAAAACUGCGGAACAAAAUAAGAUGUCUGGCAGUCUUACAAGCCCAAAUUUUGAAAAAGCUGCUCAACGUUUAGAGUUGGAAGAGCUUGAUAAAGUUGUUGCUGCAUUCACAGCAACUAACCAAAACAGUCAAAGCUUGGACCUGUGCAGGACCACUAUGCUGUUCAUAAUUAUCACCCUUGGGUUACUACCUCACUCGGCCGCCGUGAGCGUGCCUGUAGGGUCUGUUCUCGCGACACCUAGUGGAAAGUACAGAGGCCUCCCACCGGAUGAGGUUGGUGUCAUAAGGUAUCUUGGGAUAGCGUUUGCAGAGCCACCAAUCGGGAAGCUUCGUUUCAAACCUACAAAGUUGAUAUCGCCGCAUUCAGAGGUGUACGACGCAACAAGCCAGACAGCUGUUUGUCCACAAACUUUCCUUGAAUUGAGCGAAAAGUAUGACCAUUUUCGGCAGAAUUUCACACAGAAUGAAGAUUGCUUGUUCUUGGAUGUUUACGUUCCUCCACUGGCGUCCGUGGACAAUCCAAAGGCUGUUCUGGUUUGGAUUCAUGGAGGAGGAUAUAUCAUAGGCUACAAGAACACUUACAACGCCGCUUUAUUGGCUGGCUUGAACGACGUCAUUGUGGUAACGAUCAACUAUCGCUUGGGGGUUCUCGGUUUCCUCACCACGGGCGACGAGCAUGCGCCUGGAAAUCUUGGCCUUCGAGACCAGAUUGUGGCUUUACAGUGGAUUCAGAAAAACAUUGCAAGUUUCGGAGGAGACAAACAUCGGGUGACGAUAGCUGGAGAGUCUGCCGGUGGAGGAAGUGUUUCACAGUUACUCGUCACUCCCGCCAGCAAGGGUCUCUUCCACAGAGUGAUCGCUCAGAGUGGCACAGCCAUCGCUCCGUGGAGUCGGGUUGUCAGUCCUCUUACCCACGUCCAUGAGAUGGCCAGCAGCCUCGGUUGUCCAGUUAACGACUCCGUAAACCUCCUGGAGUGCCUUAGGCACUUUACCCCCAACGAUUUCCUAGCCUUUCAGAAUAUCGAUUUAAAGUCCAUCGGACCAAAAUGGGGGCCAAUCUACGAUAACGACUUUUUUCCAUUUACGCUAGAAGAACUAAAAAAUAACGUUGAUAGCGGGGAGAUACAAGAGCAGCUUGUCCACACCGAUCUCAUGAUCGGCGUCUGCUCAGAAGAAGGCGCCCUGUUUUAUUCAGGCAUAGAAAAGCUUCUGGAGCAAAAAUACGGCAUUCCUUUGGGGCAAGGCCUGAGCUCUGAACAUUUCAACAGUUUUCUCUCAUUAUACGUGUCAUUUCUGUUUGCUGAAAAACCCGGUAGUGUAGAGUCCACAAAGACUAUGAUAUCGUAUCUGUACAAGGACUGGCAAAACCCUGACGACGCGCUGUCCCGCUCGAAAAUGUUGAUACAGUUUUUGACCGAUGCAUUGUUCUGCGUGCCUGCCGUCGAGUUUGCCCGGUUGCAUGCCGGGAUGAAUCUUGAUGAGUCACGCAACGGCACAGGAAGUCAAUCUCCAAGAGGGAGAACUUUCUUCUACCAGUUCAAUCACCCUGUAAGUUGGCUGGAGACCAGUCCGUGGAGAACUGGGGCAGAUCAUGGGGAUGACGUGUUCUUUGUGUACGGUUUCCCGCUUACGGAUAUGUGUAACGCCACUGAUAGUGAGAAAGUGUUCACACGACAGAUGAUGAAAUACUGGACAAACUUUGUGAAAACCGGGGAUCCAAACCAACCGUCGGCAGAUGUUACUUUACCCAAAUGGCCGCAUUUUGAAACGGGCUCCGAGCUUUACCUAGAGCUUGACACGAACCUGUCGGAAGAUUCCGUGAAAGGUCGGAUAACUCCGGAACGUGUGGCAUUCUGGACGGACCUUCUACCAAAACAUGACAAGGAAAUGAAGGACCUGUACGCUUCUCUCGAGAACUGUACGGAUAAUUCUGACAACACGAAAAACCAAAUCACUUCAUAA
Molecule: messenger RNA, 3962 nt
Organism: Liolophura sinensis
Lineage: Eukaryota; Metazoa; Mollusca; Polyplacophora; Chitonida; Chitonidae
Exons: 7
Coding region: 42-3962 (1306 amino acids)
Source: RefSeq, a predicted model, not a curated record